UUCACGGCGCAGGAUGGAUCAGCGAUGCGACCGUAGACGAUAGAUCGCCAAUGAAGUUUGUCAAGUACUGACGUGAAUGGGAUAUGUAAUUCAUUCCUAAUUUGGAGUGACAUUGGUUAUGGGAAAAAGGUGACCAUUGAUGAGUAAUAUGUGAAAUACACAAGAGCGUUGCCUGGGCAACCAGACCCCGGCGUGCCCACGACAGACGUGUGUGUGAGGCUUCAAUGGUGGACUGGUAUGGCAGAGGGAAGGUCAAGGAAUAACAGCCUGGCCGGGAAGGGGCAUCUGCACCCUUCACUGUGGUCUCAAACCAUGAAUAUUGUAGGCCAGCUGGCAGAGACCGUCUUUGUGACGGUGAAGGAGCUGUAUCGCGGCCUUAACCCCGCCACUCUCACUGGAGGGAUUGACGUGAUUGUGGUGCGUCAGCCCGAUGGCUCCUUCCAGUGUUCCCCCUUUCAUGUCCGCUUUGGAAAGCUGGGCGUGCUGCGCUCCAAGGAGAAAGUUGUGGACAUCGAGAUAAAUGGAGAAUCGGUGGACUUGCACAUGAAACUAGGGGACAACGGCGAAGCUUUUUUUGUUGAAGAAAAUGAAAACACAGAGUUCCAAGUCCCGGCCCAUCUCUGCACCUCCCCGAUCUCUUUUGCCACCCCUGAGGGCAUGGACGAGAAUCCUGAAGGAUCCUCCACCACCCGCAAGAAGAAACGCCGCCGUAAACGCAUGCGCUCCGAUAGUCACCGAAAAGAAGAAGCCAGCUCAUCUUCAGAGGAGCGAGAGAAAGACAAAGAGUGGGAGAGUGAUCAGACCUCCAGGCAGGAGAGUCCGGCUAAAGAUGAGCAUGUCACACCUUUGCAAGUCAGUAAGUCUGUGUACUACUCGCUGUCAGAGGAGCCAAAUGAACAGGAGCUGGGGCCCAGAGAUGCCCAUCCACACUCAGACGGGGACCAGUCGCCUGUAGAAAAUGUGUUUGACAGUCGGCCAUCUUCUCCUAAGAGUGACUCUGAGCUUGUGGUUAAAAGCCAAGAUUCCCCUGGGCUGCCCAUGCAGUGGAACUGGGGAGGCUUUCCCAUGCCACGGCAUUCUGAGAGGACAUCAGUGGAGAUAGAGCACUCCAGCUCUUCACAUUUUCGUACAAUCGAGAGACAAGACUCCUUUGACUUGGGCAAUGAGCCUGUGAUCAGCUGUAGCAAAGUGGACCGGGUCACUGUGGUCAGACCACAACCCAGGACUCAGUCUCUAGAUUUGAGCUUGAGCUACUCCACGCUGACCUUUGAUGCACCUUUUAACUUUACCAGUUCCAGACUUGGUGAACUUUCAGAGUCUUGUACGUCGACAGAAAGGGGGGUCUCUGUGUCUCAUGCUCAGGAAGACGCUACAGCCAUUACUGAGCAUGUUAGCAGUGUGUGUGAAGCAGCUGUUCCUGGUGACAUAACUAACAGUGACAGUCAGACAACUGCAGAAAGUGAAGAUGCUGUAAUCCAAACUAUUGAUGCAGACAGCAGAGGCGUGGAUUGUGCACAAGCAUCUAAUCUGGCACCCGUAAGUGAGCAAGGUAGCGCUCCUGCCAGUGAUGGAGACAGUGGGAUAGAUCCCUGUGCCGAGGGAGGCGAGGAGGACAGCAGAGCCGGUGUUGCUGAAGCUAAAGACAACGGGGCCGUGCACGCUGAGGAGUUAACAAACUGCUCGGAGACAUCCACCAAACACGAGCAACCAGACACAAAGAAGAACAGGCGUAAUCACCAUCUGGGACCUACGGAUAUUUACUUGGAUGAUCUGACCUCACUGGAUCCCGAGGUUGCAGCGCUCUACUUCCCAAAGAGCAGUGAAACGGAGGCUUCAUCUGCUCACGUAGCUGAUCAAGGCUCCUGCUCGGGAAGCCAGUCCCCCCAAUCUGUGGGCGCCAUAGACAGCGGGACUGAAUACCACUCGGAUUCUGCCUCCCACGCCUCAGAGGUCAGCAUGUCCCUCUGUGGACAAGUGGGUGACACCAGCCAAAUCACAAAAGAGAAGUUUCUGGAGCAUUCUGUGUCAUACCUGGACUUUGCCAACAAUCCGGGCAUCAUUGAGGACCCAAGCCUUGUCAUUUGUAUCAACUCCAACUACUAUAAUUGGGCAGUGGCAGCUCCAAUGGUCUUGUCCAUGACGGCUUUCCAAAAGAACCUACCCAAGAGUACAGUAGAGAGGCUGGUAAAGGACAAAAUGCCCAAAAAGUCAGGACGCUGGUGGUUCUCCUGGAGGAGGCGUGACUUGCACACCAAUAAGGUUGACCAGCGCUCAGAGGAAGGCCAGGAGAUCAACGUUGAAGAUAUGAACACUGUCAAAGCCACACAGGACGAUGCGGACAGCGACGAGGUGACAGGGAUUGGCCAAAAACCUUUCCUUCCAUCCAGCUUGUCAACAGAAACCCUUCGCACUGCUCAGUGCAUCACCCAGAUGUACCGCAAGUCUCUCCGUCUGACCUCCAAACAGAUUGAGAACUUGAAUCUGCGUGACGGACCCAACAAGGUGGUUUUCAGUGUGACCACUCAGUACCAGGGCACCUGUCGCUGUGAGGCCACCAUCUAUUUGUGGAACUGGGGUGAUCGCAUCGUCAUAUCAGACAUCGAUGGCACCAUCACAAAGUCUGAUGCUCUCGGUCACAUCCUGCCUCAGUUUGGCAAAGACUGGACACACAAAGGCAUUGCCAAACUCUACCACAAAAUUCACCAAAAUGGUUACAAGUUCCUGUAUUGUUCAGCUCGUGCCAUAGGAAUGGCCGCCAUCACUAAGGAUUACCUCGAAUGGGUCAACGACAAAGGCACUGUUCUUCCUAAAGGCCCGGUACUACUAGCACCGAGCAGUCUUUUUUCAGCACUACACAGGGAGGUGAUUGAGAAGAAGCCAGAGGUGUUUAAAAUUGCAUGUCUCAGUGACAUCAGGGACCUCUUCAACCCCAAGAGACAACCCUUCUAUGCAGCCUUUGGUAACAGGACCAACGAUGCUUUCGCCUACACGCAGGUCGGCGUGUCUGACACCAAGAUAUUUACUGUCAAUCCAAAAGGAGAGAUGAUCCAAGAGAAAACCAAAGCAAACAAGUCCUCGUAUUGCCACCUCGGUGAGUUGGUGGAUCAUUUCUUCCCAGAGCUUGGCGGGAGCGGGCCUUCUGCUCUGGUCUGCCCUGAGUUCAGCAGUUUCUCCUACUGGAAGGAGCCGUUGGCAAAACUGGACCUUGACACACUACUGUAGUCACACCCUCCUUCUUUACCCUGUGCCAAAACGCAAUACCAUCGUCUGCCUUAAGGUUUUUCCCAGCAUGCCUCAUCAUGCCUUUAAAUGACGUUAGCAACUGUGGCUGGCCAAUGUUCAAACACAACAAAUGCUACAAUCAAUCCAAUGUUAAUGACAAUUUAUCAAGUCAUUACUUUUAUUUUUGUAUGUAGCACUGAUUGAAUUGAAUUCAAUUGAAUUGUUUUUUUUGCCUGGCAACACAUAGCUCAAAGUGUGGACCAAAAAUAUAUACCGAAUAAGUUAGUUAGCUGGCUGAAUGCUGGAAGUUCCAAAUCUGUAACCACUAUUGAGUGUUUUAUGUGAUGGGACCACUUUCCCGUAGCCGUCAUGUGACCACGUCUUGUUGUGUGUGUGCGUGUGUGUGUGUGUGCGUGUGUGUGCAUGCAUGUGCGUAUUUGGGAGGCUUUUAAAGAUGCAUUUUGUCUUGGCAUUUACUAUUGUACUCCAUUUGAGUUAUUUAAUGUGAUUUCCUUGAUGUCCUGGUAGUAAAGGGCUUGGGUAUGAGAAUUGCUGUACAAUCAUGCUGGUAUACUUUUGAGAGUAUAUACAAAAGGACUGAUAACAAGCUACAAACACACUCCACUGAUCACUAUUGAGCUACUAAACGGCACAUUUCAUGUCUUCCUCUAGGUACUGCACUACCAUCUUUAGAAAUAUUUGUACACUGUGAAUGAGGACAUGGUUAUAUCGUGAUUUGUCAACCUACACAAUGAUCUCAAUAACCAGCAAUGUUAUUUUUUUUAUUCUUUAAUGACACUGUAAUAUUUAUUUACUAAAUUGGCAUGCUACAACGAUACAUUGACUACACUGCAGGUGGAAACUUGGCUCUGCAUGCAAAAUGGAUGCAUCUAAAAUAAAAUUAUUUUAACCCCAUGGGGUCCCUAAUGACUUUUCUGUCUUUGUAGGUACAUUUGAUUUAAUGUGACUAUUUUGCUUAGAAAAGGCUAUUUUCCAUGUAAUCAGUGGUGGGGGCUUUCUGUGAAAGAUCCGGCCCAACUAUACAUAACAAUAGUAACAUUUAUUUUGAUACUUUAUUUAUUUUGCAGAGCCAUUUUUCAAAAUGUCCCACCUAUAAUUCAUAAAUUAAUAAAUAUAAAUUGAUAAGUUUU
Molecule: messenger RNA, 4373 nt
Organism: Doryrhamphus excisus (bluestripe pipefish)
Lineage: Eukaryota; Metazoa; Chordata; Actinopteri; Syngnathiformes; Syngnathidae
Source: RefSeq, a predicted model, not a curated record